AUGGCAUUCACUAUGAUAAAAUAUAUCACUCCCUUAAAAGAAUCAUGGAGAUUGAAGGUGAGGAUUGUGAGGUUUUGGGAACAACCGGAUUUCAAAGACCAUACUGUAAUCGGCACUCAUGAAUUAAUAUUGGUGGAUGAGAAGGGCUCCAAAAUACAAGCAACCAUAAACAAACAUCUAUUUGACAACUAUAAGAAUCUUGUGAAAGAGGGCGCAACUCGUAUUAUCUCUAAUUUUUUGGUCAAAAAAACAGGCGGUCAACAUAGGGCUACUAGCCAUGACUACAAAAUCGUUUUCAUCUACAAAACGAAUGUCAGGGAGUGUGACAAUGUACAACUUCCACUGCAUGGAUUUGACUUUGUGCCCUUUGACAAGAUGCAUAAAAAGGAGGUCAAUGAUGUUUUUUUAGUAGAUGUUAUCGGAGAAUGCACUGCAAUGAGCGAUAAAAUUGACACUUCAACCAAUGGAACACCAAAUUACAAAGUGAUGUUCGAGUUAGAAGAUUUAAACAAAAAUACAAUAAGUGGUACUCUAUGGGGAAAAUAUGCUGAACAAAUGUCAGAGUACAAGAAAGAGGGUAUCCAAGGACGUCCUAUUAUUAUACUACAAUUCGUUAAGAUAAAGAGAUGGAGAGAUCAAGUUUCACUUUGUAAUUCACUGUUUGCGACCAAGAUAUUCAUCAAUGAGGACAUCUCAGAAGUGAAUGAUUAUAAGGAAAGCAUCACCGAUGGGGAUGAUUCUCGCUCGGUGGGUAUCACUCAUUUGUCAAGCCAAAAUUCACAUUCCAUAGAAGAUGAGUUUAUGAAAUUGUCUGAACGUAAGCAAUUAGAUGAGAUACCCGAUACUAAUAAGAUAUUGUGUAUAUAUAACAUUUAAUAAUUGAUUGUA
Messenger RNA from Spinacia oleracea (spinach), 888 nucleotides. RefSeq lists its product as uncharacterized. The record is from RefSeq and is a predicted model, not a curated record. Bases 1 to 876 code for a protein of 291 amino acids. The transcript has 6 exons. NCBI's taxonomy places the organism in Eukaryota, Viridiplantae, Streptophyta, Magnoliopsida, Caryophyllales, Amaranthaceae.